GCCGCCGGGGGCGGUCGGUCGCCAUGCGCUCCAUCGCGCUCAUAUACUUCGCGACUCUAGUGCACUGUGACUACAGGAGUGAAGUGAAACCCGUCCGGCACCCCGGCAGGACCCUCAUCAGGCAUGCUCGGUCCCGCUCGCACCUCACCAGGCUGUAUAUAAGGAAGGAUGAGAGGAAUAGAGACCUGCUGUCGGAUAUUGAGGCCGAGCGCAGCAGUGAGCUUGAAUCAUUCGACAAGUCAGGCGAGGAGCCGGUGAUCGCGGCGCUGCGGCCGUACGGCGCCGCGGACGACGACGUUGACGGCCCGGACGGCACCGUCGACUUCCACACCUUCUUCGGAAACUUCACCCCAACCAACCACGAACAUUCCAAGGGACCAGACGAAAACGUCUCUCCCGAACAUUACAUUAACGUAGAACCUAGUUACGAUAGCAACAACGAAACGUACCGAAUACCAGCCGAAGACAUCCUCAAAGAGGAGAAAAGUGAUAGAUUAGUGGCCAACGACAGUGUGACAGACAAUGUAGUGCGGACUAGUGUGCAUGAGGACGUAGUGACCAAGUUUCUGCGGCUGAUCGAGACGCAGCACCUGCUAGGGGAGAACUGCACCGCAGGGACUGACCUGAACUUAGGGGAAGGGGUAGUGGAUAGAUACGCCCAGGAGAGGUUCAGGAUAGAAGCAGACGUAGCUGUUAAUAGAGCGAACAUGCUGACUCGUCUAUGGAAGUACGCCGGCCCCUCGGUGAUGCACAACGAGUAUCUACUCCACGCGAGCGUAUUCUCUAUGGUCGAGUUCGACGACGACAUUUUCGCCGCAGGCAACUGUUACGACCAAUACCAGUACAAGGAUUACCAGUUGUUCUGCCCGUUCGCGUACCGCCUGCCCGAGGGGCCAAUAUUAGCCAAGGAUUUGGCGGUGGAGUACAAAUAUUUGAGCAACACGUCCGAGUGGUUCUACAUCGCCCGCAAGAAUGCGGAGCGCGUGAUCAGGAACCACAAUCAGUUCAGGCGAGGCUACAACACAUACACGUACAACGACACGGCGCACACCAGCCGGGAGCCGGAUGAGAUUUUAUCAGUGAGCUACGAGGACGGGAAGUGGUCCAAGCCGUACUACGACUGCGGCGGCGGCAACAUCUGGAUGCUCACUUAUACUGUGCCGUUCUUCGGCUACAGCAAUGGGACUUAUUUUUUCAAGGGUACAAGCGGCAUAGACAUAGACCUCCGGCGGGUGGACAUCGACCAAUGCCCGCUGGAGAGCGGCAGCAAACAGCUCAACAUCUUCGCCGGCACCGACAAGUGCAAGAAGACCACCACUGAGUGCGUGCCGGUGCCCGGGCUGGGGUUCCGUCGCGGCUCGUACCGCUGCCACUGCCGGCGCGGGUUCUACUUCCCCAACACCACCGCGCCCACCCGCUACUACAACGGCAGCGACAUCGAGGAGGAGUAUGAGAAGCAUUUGUCGAUGCAGUCAAGUCUCUACUCCACGGCCUCUGGCUUCGAGUGCGUGCCGUGUGCGGAGGGCUGCGACGCGUGUGACGACGGGUCCCCAUGUGUGGCGGCGCUCAACUGGGUGGUCAGAACGACUAUCUUCGCGCUGGCCUGUCUGGUGAUCUCGUGUCUGCCGAUCAUUGUGUGGUUCACGAUUAAGUACGGACAUGUGCGGGUGGUCCGAGCGGCCUCCCCCGCGCUCCUCCGCGUGAUCGUGCUGGGAGCCCUCCUCAUCUACUGCACGACGCUGGUGAUGUACGCGCGGCCCUCCGUGCUCACCUGCACGGCGCGGGUGUGGCUGCGGGAGGUGGGCUUCUGUCUCACGUACGGCGCGCUCAUGCUGAAGACUUGGAGGAUAUCAGUGAUCUUCCAAGUGCGGUCUGCCAAAGCUGUCAAGAUAUCUGACAUGUACCUGCUCCGGCGCAUCGGGAUCAUAGUGGGCGUGGCCUGCGUGCUAUUGGUCAUCCGGACGCUGGUGGCGCCACCUGCCGUGAUCGUCGGCAGAACUAAGGACAACUUGAAAGCGUAUCUCUGCAACUCCGAUUGGUGGGAUCAUUCGUUUACUACGCUGGAGGUGAUAUUCCUGAUGUGGGGCAUCCGGCUCUGCAUCACGGUGCGCAAGGCCCCCUCCGAGUUCAACGAGAGCCGCUUCAUCUCCAUGGCCAUCUACAACGAGUUCCUGCUCUCCGUGUUCCUUAAUAUUUCCAUGUUGUUCCUGCAGUCGCCGGCAAACCCGGACCUCCUGUACAUCAUCUUCUUCUGUCACACGCAGCUCACCGUCACCCUGCUACUGCUCUUCAUAUUCGGUAGUAAGGCAAUCAUGGUGUACAAGGGCCACGGGAAAGACAAGGACAAGGAGAAGGCGGGCAAGUUCCGCACGCGGCCGGGCGAGUCCACUUACACGAUGACCACCAACCGACCCGCCAACUUCUGUGAUAACAUGACUGAGAGAGAGUUAGAGGAGGAGUUUCGGAAACUGUGCAACCAGUUGGAGAAACUUCGAGAGCGAUGCGGGGCGGGGGCGAGCAUCGCACGGCGCAUCACAGCGAUGCGGGACGCGGCGUCGCAGCACGACAAGAAACCCGCCUCCACGGAGCAUUCCGCUCCCAUGAAAGUCAACACCAUAUUCAGUGCUGUGGCAGACCGGCUCAUGUGCACAGUCACCCCCGCAGAGGAAUCCAGCAGUAGCGGCCGAGAAAUUACCUUCGAACCACCGCCAGUUUACAAAAACAAAACCUUCAGCCCUGUUAAAAAGGCUAACCACGAAGAAAUAAGCAAUACUGACGUCACAACUGACUCCCCUAAAAGGAAGACUGAAGUGAUCGAAGAAACAAAAGAAGUGAGAGCGGAGGCGAACGGUGUGUUCAAAAUAUCCGGUGAAGCGAACUGCAGUGACGUCAGGCCUCCCGAAGUGAGUAGCAACGGCUCCUUCAAAGAUAGUAAAAGUGAACUCAAGUGCAGUCCGAAUAGUUCUGAAAAUGUGAGAGUGAGAUCCGGCCAUGCGAGGACGCAUGCCAUAGUGAUUAAUUUAGAUGAUAAAAGUAGGUUCACAGAAGAAGUCACAGUUUGAGUGAGAUCAUAAUUUCCAAUAAUGAAUCUGUUAUAGUAAGAUAUAUAGAUAUAAAACGUUCCAUAUUUGUAAUUCAUUAUAAUAUAAUAAUUAAGGAAAUAAUUUUAAAGCAUUGCUAAUUACAAGGGAUUGUUAUAAUGAAUUGUUAAUUGUACUAAUACUUUUUGACACCCUAGUGCACGAAUUAAGGCCAAAAAGGUGUACUUAUUUCGAGUCAGAUUCCAUCUACUUCUGUAAAAUAAUACUAAUAAUGUACAUAGCUAGUCUUAAUCUGUGAUGAUAGAAUUUCGUAAUAAAAAACAAAAUAAUUAUGAAAUAAUACUCGUUAUAUUCACUAGACAUGUUAAAACAUAUCAAAGCUGGUAUAUCUUAAGGUUAAGUAAUUAUUAAGUACAUAAUAAAAUAUUAUUUAUCGAUCUUAUUUACCGUAAUUGACGUAACUACUUGUUAACAGUCACACAGGGUGUUGCAAAAAUUUUAUACUGAGUCGAAAGUGUGUGACUCAAACCAACAUUCUAUGCAACUU
Molecule: messenger RNA, 3588 nt
Organism: Plutella xylostella (diamondback moth)
Lineage: Eukaryota; Metazoa; Arthropoda; Insecta; Lepidoptera; Plutellidae
Product: metabotropic glycine receptor
Biological process (GO): G protein-coupled receptor signaling pathway
Cellular component (GO): membrane
Molecular function (GO): G protein-coupled receptor activity
Source: RefSeq, a predicted model, not a curated record